Messenger RNA from Trichomonas vaginalis G3, 2463 nucleotides. RefSeq lists its product as uncharacterized. The transcript has a single exon. The record is from RefSeq and is a predicted model, not a curated record. NCBI's taxonomy places the organism in Eukaryota, Parabasalia, Trichomonadida, Trichomonadidae. The coding region runs from base 1 to 2463 and encodes 820 amino acids.
AUGACAAAUGAAGAAACAGUUCAAAACACAUAUUCAGUUGAUCUUGAUAGUUUUAGUGAUGGAACAAUUCGCAUCAUUGAAUUGACACAAGAUAUUGAGACUUUUAAAGUAUAUAACAUCGUAAAUGACACAGUUAUUAGACUUGAAGGCCAAGAUGUUCGAAUUUUUUCACGAAGUCGUUCAAUUUCGAUAAAUAUUCACAUAAAACGGAUAACUACAUUCAAAUUUGAACUCAAACCAUCAAUAAAAAUCGAGUUCCUUGGUCGAUUUAUGUCAACUCUCCUUCUAAAAUCGUUGUUUCUUUUUAAUUGCGAGGGAGACACUAUUUUCAACAUUCCUGCUACUCCAUGGAUGAACAGUACGGCAAAUGUUGUUAUUGAUUCAUAUGGAUUCUUAACAGUCCACACAAAUUGUUCAAAUUUACCAAUUUCUAUUUUUCAAAUGAUACACAAAGAACUCAACAUAUAUUUUAGUUCCAGAAACCUUAAUAUCAAUGGCGAUAUCGAUACUACAGCAGAUGUCAAUUUUCAUUGUAAUUUACCAGAUUCAAAACUUUACAUCAAAACAGUUUUAUUUUAUAAGUCUUUCCUGACUAUAGGAGGUAAUGUACAAAACAUUUUUAUCAAAACUUACAAAAGUGGCGCAAAUUUAGUUCAUGCACCUACGAAAUCUUUGAAAAUCAACAAGUACCAUAUAUCAGAGCGCAGUCAACUUAUAGCUCAUGAAAUUAAUAUCCACGAACUUAAAAUUGAUUGGUAUGGUUUAAAUGUGACUCAUCCCUACCUUUCAAGUGACAAUUUGCAUAUAGAAACUAUCAAUUUUCAAGUCCAAAAUAAAGAUAAUUUUUCAUCUGUAUAUAUUCCAUUGGCGAAAACAAAAAACGAAAAAAUAAUUUCGGAAAUUAAAGUUCAACAAAUAACAGCGGGAUAUUAUUUUGUUAAACACCAAUUGGCAUAUAAUCAAUCAACGCAAACAAUAGAUAUGAGUUUAGAACGUCAGAACUAUUAUUAUUACAGAAAAGUUGUAAUUACAGAAAAUCCAAACCCAGAUCUGACAGGAUCAUGUGUAUUUUCAUUAAAAGAACUAUAUAAGAUGCCAGAUGUUUUAUCAUUUUCAGAUAAUCGCCUUGAUAUUGAGAUUCAAGAUAAAUAUUCAGAACCAGUUGUAUUUGAGAAUUUAUCAUCAUAUAGUGACAGUAUAGAAAUAAGUGCAGAUCACACAGUAAAUAUAAUUAUUCUUGGAGAAUAUCCGAAAUAUCAAAUUGAAAUUAAGAAUGUAAACUUGUUGAGUAACAGUACAAAAUUGAUCGAUUUAUCAAUAUUAAUUAUUGCUCAUUCAAAAUUAGUUGGAAAUUUCACAAUUAUUUGCGAUAGAUUAAAAUUAACUUUUGCUCCUGAAUUUUAUCAAUAUAAUGUCACAGCAAAAAUAUUAGAUGUCAAUUAUGAAUCAGACUACACAAUAAUAUCAAAAUCUCAUCUUGAAUUUCUAAAUUGUUUUAUGAAUAUUGAGAAAAUUAGUGAAAUUAUUAUAUUAAGAAGAAAAGGAGAAGGCAACAUCACGCAAAUUGAUAUUCCAACUGCUAUUAUCGAACUAAAUGGAAUAAAUAACAUACAAGAGUUUUCGAAAUUCAAAAAUUUAAAUAUUUCAAAUGGAAACACAUCAAUUUCUAACAAUGUUUCAGUGUCACAAUUAUAUACAUAUGGAAAAGUUCUUAAACUUUCAAGUAAUACAUUUGAUGAAGAUAUGAAUGUCACAAUUUAUUCAGGAAUUAUUGAAUCAUCAGUACCAAAAACGUUUAAGAUCAAGAAUUUAAGUGUUGUUAACACAGAUCUUUCAUUGACUAAUGUGACAUUUGUUCCAGAAAACUUUGUUAUCUCAGGAAGUAGUGAUAAUUAUGAACAUAACAUAUCAUGUCGAAGCAUUGUUAUCAAUCAAGAUUCACAUGCAUCAUUGAAUAGUCUUAAUGAUUUUUGUGAUAUUAUUUUCAAUUAUUCUAUUUAUCAAACAGGCUACUUAUUUGUUCACAACAUCACACAAUCAAGUGAAUGCAAUGUCACCGCACACUUCAUCAACAACGACAUUCGUGAUCAAGUUUUCUACAACGACGUCUGGGACAACUUCUCUAUCGACGUUCUUUGUUCGGACAUCUUCAAUGUUCAUUAUAUCGAUGCUAUCUUCAGCUCAUUCCACUGGAAUUUCAACUCAAGCACAAGUUACUUUGACAUGUCAAUCCAAAACAAAUCAUCACAAACAUGCAUUUCCAUUGUCCGUCGCACAGAUACACCAGAAAACUCAGAUAAACAUUCAUCUAAAAACAUCAAGAACAUCAUUAUCAUUUCUGUUUGUCUUUUCAUUGGUCUUUCCAUUAUCAUCAUAUUUACUAUUAUUCUUGUCUUACGCCAUCGCAAACUACAUGAUAUUGAACGUUUCAUGUCGGAUACACCAAGUGCAACUUUAUUAUAG